AUGGAGGGUACGGAACGGGGGGUUGAUGCGAGAUCGGGCAUGCCCGGGACUGAUGGUGGUAGGAACAUUAGUGGAGGUAGAAUCACAACGUUUGGAGAACUGGGCAACGAACAGCUGUACUGGACAGGGUUUGGGUGGGCCAGCGAGGACACUGUGAAGUUUUGUGGUAAUGGAGGGAUCGCUUGUCCGAAGAUGCAUUUGAAGAAUAGGCAGCUAUACGGACGAAAUACACUACUCAUAAGGUUGCUGAGAACUCUUCGACAGCCGACGACCGGUUUCGUCCUUCUUGGGGCUCAUCAGUAUCCCAACCAGAACGGUGGUCGGUUUAAGGUCACCAUUGAUCUGGUUGCUUGGACUCGACUGAAGUUGUGUUGCGAUCGGCGAGGCAAACGGCAGCACAUUCAAAUUGAGUGA
Molecule: messenger RNA, 414 nt
Organism: Opisthorchis viverrini
Lineage: Eukaryota; Metazoa; Platyhelminthes; Trematoda; Opisthorchiida; Opisthorchiidae
Exons: 3
Coding region: 1-414 (137 amino acids)
Source: RefSeq, a predicted model, not a curated record